CCCGCCCCUUCCCCAUCAAAUUUCAAUUCCCGCAAAACUAAAAACCUCAAAAACUUCCUUCUUAAUCAAAACAAUCAACAAAUUUCUUAAUAACACCAACCUUUUACUUUCACUCCAAAACCUCAUUCUCCAAUCUCCCCUCAAAACCAAAAAAUGGAGUUCACCACAACAACCCUCAGCGACCUUCCUCCCAACAAGAGACUCAGACUUAUUCAACAGAAAAAUCAACAACACAGUCCCUGUUCUCCCUUACCCACCAAAAAACGCAAAGAAUCUCGAAACUCAACACUUUUUCACAGCCCACCUUCAACACCAUCACCAUCUAUUUAUUCUCUACCCACCAAAAAAAGAGUAUGCGCUCUUCAUCCCCACCUUUACCAUCACAACACACCAAACCAUGCCGUUCAACCUUUCGACCUCAAUGUCGAAUACAACCCCACUCUCCACUCACCCACCCCUACUCACAGAAAACCUCAAAUACAAGACACCAACAACAUCGAAAAUGAAGACGACAGCGACGAUGGGAUUUUAUGCUGUGUGUGCCAGAGCACCGAUGCUAACCCUGAGGACCCAAUCGUUUUCUGCGACGGUUGCAAUUUAAUGGUCCACGCUUCCUGCUACGGAAACCCAUUAACAAAAAAUAUCCCAGAGGGUGAUUGGUUUUGUGAACGGUGUCGUUUUAUCAACAAAAACGACACUGUUUCAAUUAAUUGCUCGUUGUGUCCAACAAAAGAGGGAGCAAUGAAGCGAACAAUAGAUGGAACGUGGGCCCACAUAGUUUGUGCUUUACUUGUUCCUGAAGUGUUUUUUGUUGAUCCAGAAGGGAGAGAAGGGAUUGAUUGUUCUAAAGUUCCAAAGAAGAGAUGGUUGGAGAAGUGCUAUGUUUGUGAGUGUUGUGAUGGGUGUGCCUUGGUUUGCUCCGAACCUAAGUGUGGUUUGGGUUUUCAUAUUACUUGUGGAAUCAAAGAGGAUCUUUGUAUUGAGUAUAAGGAAGCGAAAAAAGGUGCUACUGUUGUUGCUGGUUUUUGUAAAACCCACUCCCAACUAUGGGAAAAGCAACAGGUAUCUGGGAAAUACAAGAUUGUUGCAGUUGAAGAUAAAAAGUAGCAGUUGAUGUCUUUUUAAUUAUCUUCUUCGCUGUAGGGAAUUCCACUGUUAGUUACUAUAGCCUAUAGGAGUGAGUUCAAGUUGUUUUAGUUUUUUCUUCUGCUUUUUUAGUGUCGAGUCUUCCGAUGAAGAGAAGACUUUUGAUAACAGUAUUGUGUUACUGUAAUUGAACAAUAACAGUUGAAUGGUGAUCAACAAAAAAUGGCGUAGAUAGUUUAUAAAAUGUUAAGUUUACAUGUCUAUUGCUUUUAUUGAAGUUUGAUUGCGGCAA
Molecule: messenger RNA, 1378 nt
Organism: Cicer arietinum (chickpea)
Lineage: Eukaryota; Viridiplantae; Streptophyta; Magnoliopsida; Fabales; Fabaceae
Biological process (GO): regulation of transcription by RNA polymerase II
Source: RefSeq, a predicted model, not a curated record